CACGCACCCUUCCUGCUGCUCGGAGCAGCGUAAGGCAGUAGCAGAGCUGCCAUGGAAGCCAACACUUCCCUCUGGCACAGCUACCUCGGGGUGAUUGUGUCCCGCGAGAGGCAGAGGAUGGAGCAUUUCCAGCGGGCCGAGGACAUCCUGCUCACCCUGCUGGAGAGCGUCCAUGCCAGGGAUCCCCGCUUCCUCGUGGACUACGCCAGGAACCUGGAAGCCUUCGAGUUCGCUCUCUGUGCCUCUGAGGACGCUGUCACUCUCGAGGUGCCCCUGCGCAUUGACGGCGACACCCUGCGAGUGCUGGCACGCCGGAGCGGGGACAGCCCGGAGCAGGGCGGGCAUCCUUCAGAGCUGAGCACCUGCUGCCUGGAAGUGCUCUCUCCAGGGCCUGAUUUGGAGGACUGGACUGGUGGUGUGGAUGGGAUGGAGCACGGAGGUGGUGCGGGCUGCCUGCUUCCAGGCAAAAUCCUGCAGCACCUGAAAGAGCUCCUUGUUUCAGCCAUCGUGCGCUGCCAGCGCCUCUUCCUGCUUCAGCCAGGUGACAUCAGUGCUGAAAACCUGCGGGAAGAUGCCAUGCAGCUCUCCCUGCUGAUCCGCGGCAGCUGGAAGUCCAUUCGCUUUGACAUUGUUCCUGUGGUGAGGAGGCAGCAGGAGCCGCUGCAGCUCCGGAGGCGCCAGGGCGACAGGGGCUUCCCCGAAGGCAGCCUCAGGAGGGCCACGGAGGAGGCUCACUUUGUCCCUGCCUCUCCCCUCUGCUGGAGAUCCUCCACUCACCUUCCCCUCCUGAAGCUGCUCCGAGGAGUGGACAGCCUGCAGGGGCCCCGUCUGGACAGCCUCCGCCUGCUCGACCAGCUCCGUGAGCAGGACUGGGGAGGCCAGGCUGGGGCAGGCACUCUCACCUUCCAACACCUCAAGAUGGUGUUGCUGUGGAGCACAGAGCUCUUCCCCUCCCCGGAGGACUGGCAGGACCUGGAAGGCUCUGUCUACAGGCUCUUGGUGAUCCUUCUCCGCUGCCUGGCCACCCAGCACCUGCCCCACUUCCUGAACCCAGAAGAAAACCUCUUCCAAGGAGCUGCCCCAGACCUUGCCUCCCUCUACCAUAAAGUGGAGAGCUUUGCCUGGGACCCCCAGCGCUUCCUCCGCUUCCAUUUUGGCCUCCACGGGUUCAGUGGCAGCUGCCAGGCAGACACAGAGACCAGAGCCCUCCUGCAGCUCCCCACCAAGGAUGGCUCCUGCUGGGACACAGCCUACUUUGACAUCCUGCUCAGCCAGUUUCAGGUGUACCGGAUCCAGGACAGUGCACGCCGCUCUGCAGCGUCCCAGCUCCUCUCCAGGAUCCGCCAGGAAAUCCCUCAGCAGAGCUGAGUGGGACCCUGCUGCUGCCCCAUUGGGGGGUCUCAGAACUCUGGGGGGGGGGGGGUUCAAGGAGAGCUACAGGGCCAGGGAGCAGCGUGCUGCUGGGUCCUUUUAUUGAGGAAAGGUGGUACAGGGGAGAGAGCACAUCUGCUGCAGCUGGGGGGGGGGCAUACACAGCCCCUGGUGGAGCUGGGGUGGGCACACACAGCCCCUGGUGGAACUGGGGGGGCACACACAGCCCCUGGUGGAGCUGGGGGGGGGCACACACAGCCCCUGGUGGAGCUGGGGUGGGCACACACAGCCCCUGGUGGAGCUGGGGUGGGGGCAUACACAGCCCCUGGUGGAGCUGGGGGGGCAAACACAGCCCCUGGUGGAGCUGGGGUGGGCACACACAGCCCCUGGUGGAGCUGGGGUGGGCACACACAGCCCCUGGUGGAGCUGGGGGGGGGCACACACAGCCCCUGGUGGAGCUGGGGUGGGCACACACAGCCCCUGGUGGAGCUGGGGUGGGCACACACAGCCCCUGGUGGAGCUGGGGUGGGCACACACAGCCCCUGGUGGAGCUGGGGGGGCAAACACAGCCCCUGGUGGAGCUGGGGGGAGGGCAUACACAGCCCCUGGUUGAGCUGGGGUGAGCAUACACAGCCCCUUGUGGAGCUGGGGUGGGCACACACAGCCUCUGGUGGAGCUGGGCACUGGGUGCUGCAUGGCACAGAACCUGGAGGGGGAUGGCUGGCAUUCUGCACUGCAGGCUGGGGAAGGCUGGGGUUGUUGGUGAUGGGAGGGGUAGGGACCUGUGGUCAGACCCUGCAUCCAGCCCUCUGUCAGCUUGCUGAGGGUCACCAUGCCCUGGGAGCAGGGGAAGGGAAAGAACUGAGGGGCCAGGCCAUUGGAGGGUGAUGGGAGGAAUGGUUUUGAGCCACGUCUCACAUCUGCUGAGCGCAGCCCUCUCCUCCAUGCCCCCUGCUAUCCCAGCUCCUUUCCAAGUGCUUUGGCUUGCUGGCUGCUGCCGUGGCUCCUGCCAGCAUCCCAGGGAGGCGGUGGAGUCCCUCUGCUGCCAGGCAUGCCAGGCAGUGCCAGGCCACCUCCCCCGGCAGGGUGCUCACAGCCGGCUGCGGCCGCAGCGCUGGAGGGCGUCUCGCAGGGCUCCGAGCACUCGCUCCACGUUGUCCCUGGUUGAGUUGCAGCCCAUGAGGCCGAUGCGCAGGACCUGGAGGAGAGGGGUGAGUGCCUGUGCCUCAGCAGGAAGGAGUGUGGGACGCACAGCCAGGUGGGAUGUGGUUGUGCGCAGUCCCUCGCUGGUAUUUAACACACCGUUGGCUAUAAAGAGGUGUCACCGCGCUAA
Messenger RNA from Haemorhous mexicanus (house finch), 2704 nucleotides. RefSeq names its product mab-21 like 4 (gene MAB21L4). The transcript is spliced from 5 exons. Bases 52 to 1368 code for a protein of 438 amino acids. Lineage: Eukaryota; Metazoa; Chordata; Aves; Passeriformes; Fringillidae. The record is from RefSeq and is a predicted model, not a curated record.